Labeo rohita (rohu) is the source of this 4591-nucleotide messenger RNA. It is a transcript of the gene dnajc14, whose product is annotated as DnaJ (Hsp40) homolog, subfamily C, member 14. The coding region runs from base 542 to 2578 and encodes 678 amino acids. The record is from RefSeq and is a predicted model, not a curated record. Gene Ontology annotation, molecular function: dopamine receptor binding. Lineage: Eukaryota; Metazoa; Chordata; Actinopteri; Cypriniformes; Cyprinidae. The transcript has 8 exons.
UCGGAAGUGAAAAAGAAGGAAGAUAGAAGGACAGUGAAAGCAAGCUAAAGAUAGGUGAGAAGAUAGGCUGAGCUGUUUUAAACUUGUCUUGCACCCGAGAUAAACUUACCGGUCUAUUCUUUCAGUGGAGUAGUGCAGUAACGCUCGCUGUGGAUGUUCUUCUGUUAGCAUGCCUGCUAAAACAAAACAGCAUCGUAAAGGAGGGAUUAAAAAUACAAAAAGAUUAUUACACAUAAACAUUUACAACAACAUCUGCCGUCUGUAAGUCCUCAGUGUGCAACAUUUGAGAAGUCGAUACUUAAGAACUUUAUCAAGGCUGAGUGUUCAGGGUUCAGAAUGCCACUGUGAUUUGGAAAAGUCACAGAUCAUCUGCCAUGCUGGACAUGCUGAAGAGCCCAUAUUGUGUUUCAUUUGUAAAUAUGAGACCAUUGUUAAAUACAAUGCAUGCAUGUCUAAGUCUGCUGCCACCCUGAAGCUCAUGAUGGAUCUCUCCAUGACUGUCUUAAGCUUGAAGGAGUGAACCUUUGGAUAUUUGAGCAAGAUGGAAGAAGAAAUGGCUGUACAUUGGGAUACAGUAGAGGAAAGCAGUGGCCGUGGACCGCCCGUUGUUUCUCAGGCCAGUCCAUGUUAUGGAAAUGACAGCCAUGUGAUAUCGUCUCAAGGACCUGAGUGUGAACAUGAGACGGCCGAUCAUUUUGAUUGUGAAUUCCCUGAAGAAGACUUUGAUUUGGAAGUAUAUGAGAAUGAAGAGCAAAAUAGCAAUGAUUUGAAUGAUGAUCAAGUGCAAGAUGGGAUUUCUGAAAAAGAUAAGGAGAAAUCUGAAAGAGGAGAGAAAAAUGAAAUGGAGAAUGAGUUUAGAGGCAAUGGAGAGUCGAGAUCCCGCAAUGCUGGAACUGGUAAGAAAGGAAAGUCCAAAAAGAGUGGAUUAGGGCAGGGGCCUUGCGAUCAAACCCCAUCAUGGACAUCUCCAUCUUCCAUGCCUCAUAAAUCCUUCCUUGCGUCCUCUGGGCCUAGCAGACACAAGCAGGUGAGGCGACGGAACCACCAUCUGCACAAUCACAGCCGUGUACGAAGGAAAAAUGGGAUCCAGCUGGUCAUGGUGUGUCGGGAUUUCCUGGCAGAAUUUGUCAGCCCCUGGUGCAUUUCCUGCAUCCAUAUGGUCGUGGAACUCAUAAUCUCUUUGACCCACCGCUGUGGGGUUGCUGUUGAAUCAUCUGCGCUUGCACUAUAUAACUUUGGAACACAUAUGCUUUGUAAAGUCACAGAUAUUCCAGGCAUGACACAAGAUUUGAGGCAAGUCCUGGACUGGAGCUGGUGUUCAGGUGUAGCUUUAAUGGAGGGCAUUGGCAGAUCUGCGCGUUGGGCUCAACAUGCUCUUCUUUCCAGUUUGAGAUUUGUCUGUGCUAUACUAAGUGCUGGCUCUCAUAUGAUGAGGUGUAUUUUGGGAAGGCUGGGAGGAGAGCGAGGCAGGAAAUGGUGGCUUGCCCUUCAAAGCAGCAGGAUUUGGAGAAAAAUGUCAGAUCUGACCACGAGGAUUCAUGGUUGUUUCUUUAAAAAAGGCGUCAUAAAUGAAAGCUCAAAUCCAGAGUCUCCCAACAGAGGCGCAGACAAGUGGCAACCUGGCGAAGAACUGCAGAGACUGCUGGCACUAGCCAAGAUCCCUGAAGAGGAGUUGGACCCAUUUAAUGUUCUUGGAGUGGAUAUUCAUGCCACCGAAUCAGAACUCAAGAGAGCUUAUAGACAGCUGGCAGUACAGGUUCAUCCAGACAAAAACAAGCACCCAGGUGCUGGCGAGGCCUUCAAGGUGUUAAGAGCGGCGUGGGACAUUGUCAGUAACCCAGAGACUCGGCGAGAAUAUGAAUUGAAGCGUAUGGCAGCUACAGAGCUUUCAAAAUCCAUGAAUGAGUUCCUGACCAAACUGCAGGAUGACCUGAAAGAAGCCAUGAACACAAUGAUGUGCACUAAAUGUGAAGGCAAGCACAAGCGCUUUGAAAUGGACCGUGAGCCUGGUGAGGCCAGAUUUUGUGCUGAAUGUAGUAAAUGGCACAGUGCUGAGGAGGGAGACCUGUGGGCUGAAUCUAGUAUGCUGGGACUGCGUAUCACAUACUUCGCCUUCAUGGAUGGCAAAGUCUUUGACAUCACUGAGUGGGCAGGCUGUCAGCGUAUAAGCAUCUCUCCAGACACACAUCGCGUGCCAUAUCACAUCUCUUUUGGCUCUAAAGGUAGCAGCGGCACCAGCCGCCACAGGUACCCACUUCUGACUUUUUUCAUAAAUCCCCCCCCAGAUCACGCACCAGGUGGUGGCUCACCUGCAGACCUGCAGGACUUCUUCAACCGCUUCUUCCAGGGUGGAGCUCCCAGUGACAUGUCUGCUAAUGGAGGAUUCUUCCCAACAGGAAACCCGCCUCAUCAUUCCUCUGGAGCAGCUGCAGGGACUUCAACAAUGUUUUCAGGAUCUUCUCCACACACAGGGUUCUUUAACCCAGGGGCCCAACGGGCUGACCCCAGCGAACACUGGACUGAUGGAGGAAAGCCCCCACGCCGGCGCAAGAAAGUUCGUAAGCCAUUCCAGCGCUGAGAAAUGCAAUAUUAUACAGAGAUGGAGUGCUGUCUGUUGCCAUGUUUUGAUGUGAUAUUGGCCAACUAGUGCAACAAAAUGAGGACACCCUUUGACCUCUGAGCAUUUCAGUGUUGGCGCUUUGAAGCUUCCUGAUGCAGAAUGAAAUGGCAACAUCAGAUUUCAUAAAGGAGCAAGCAAAGAAGGAUGCAAGACGAUCUUUGCGAUUUCAUGUUUGAAGUCCUUUUUUGUUUUUAUGUUUUUGUUUUUUGUUUUGUUUGUUUUUUUGACACAAAUUAACCUACAUUCAAUUAGAAAUUUCUUUCAGGAAACAGAAGGACUCAUGAGUCAUGAGUAGAUUUCCUGAUGUAUCUGAAGAAUCGUUGAAUGACCCACCGUUAAAAACUGUCACUGUUUACUCAACUGCAUGUUGUUCCAAACCUUUAUACCUUUCAUUUUUGCUUUGGAUCUUCUCACAGCUUUUUUCAGUACAAUGUCAAGCUCCUGGGAGAAGAGAAAAUACCCAACAUCACAAAAGUAGACCAUGUGACUUGUGUAUUCUACAUUUCACAUUUCAAGUCUUCUGAAGACUUCAGAUAGAUUUUACAACAACCAAAGACCCAAAUUUAAGCUAUUUACAGAUUAUGGUAAACAUAGCUAUUAAAUUUGGCUCAAGUUUGAUAUGGUCAUGGGAUACAUAAGCAAUGGUGUUUAGUAUUAUUGAAGGCAAACCUUUUGUAGUCCAUUUCUGAGCUUCAGGGUUUUAGUAGCAAAUUAUUAUUAUUAUGAUUAUUAUUAUUAUUUUGACAGAUGUGGUUGCUAUGAACCUCUUAUUCCCCACCCCAAAAGAAAAACAAAACAAAAAAAAACGCAUCAGAGUUUGAAACGACAUGAGGAGGGUAAUAAUGACAUUUUUGUUUUAAGGUGAAGUUUUACUUUAAAAAUGUUUCUGCUUUUGUCAGGCUUGAAAUGCUGAAUCUGAUGGAAAAUGUUAUGUUCACAAUGUGGCUAAAUGUUUUGUAAUAUAUUAACACAUAACGAUUAAUGUAUAAGUCACACACAGACCUCAGGGAUGACAUUUUUUUCAUCUGCUACUAGUAAGAGAACAGGAAAAAGACAUAGCUGACAUUUUCUGAUGUUCCUGGGCUUAUGGUAUAGAGUUCAUGCAAUCCUGAGGAAUCAUUUUACGAGUUACUCGAGCAGUUCAUAUUAAAACAGUUUUUUUUUUUUUUUCAUUGUUUAAAACCACUUGUUUAGGAGGUAAUUACCAAAUAUACAAAGAUAUUAUUGUACAAAUUACACACUAUGGAUUAAUAUUUCUAAAAUUGAUCAGCAACUGCUUACAUGAUAUGAAUGGAGCUUUGAGUCAGAAGAUAAAGGAAUCUAGUGGGAUUUUCACAUCAAAUGCUCUGCUUGCUAGCUGGAGCUCUUGAUUGAUUUGAUCUAUGUUUUUGUCCAUGUAGUGCAUCUCUGGAGCAGGAAUAGCCUCCAAUGUGCAUUAUAUUUAGAAUGAAAAUAUGAUACCAGUCAGAAAUUAAAUAAGAGUUAAAGCACAAAUGUAAUGGUGUGUAAACAUUGGAUGCAUAGGUUUUGCAUUCUAAAAAUUAGGUUUUUGAUUUGAAAAUUCAAAGCCUCCCUUUAGGAGGAAGUCCUGUUGUCACUUUUGUCCACUUUUUUUAAUACUCAGGAAUCAUUUUAAAAGACAGUUGUUUCAUUCAUCCACCAGAGAUGUCAUUUUAGAUGUCAUUGUCCAAACAUGACAUUUUUUUUUUCCAUUUGUUUUUUUUUUUCCUUUAUUACAGUACACCCAAUAUACUUUGACUGCUUUCCCUCUGUACAGCUGAACAUAAAACCGUACUAAUACAUGAGUGUUCAGUUUCAUGUGUUUUUACGUUUUCGAGAUGCUUUCAGGAACUUCUUGUUGUACUUAAAACUCCUGAUAAAAGCACUUGUUAAACAACAGAAAUCCCAAGAAUAAAAUCAUUUAAAGAGACUCCAGAAAUCAAAUUAAAUUGUUGUUUUGCUCUUUGUCAA